AUGUACAAAUCUUAUGGAGAAAGAGCGAAGUCUCACCCAUCAAAGGUGGCCAGCAGACUACUUAAUUUGAUGGAAUCCAAGCAAACAAACCUCUGCGCUUCUGUGGAUGUGACUAAAACUCAGGAAUUAUUGGAGCUCCUUGAUAAAUUGGGCCCUUACAUCUGCCUUGUCAAAACUCACAUCGACAUAGUAGAGGACUUCUCUUAUGAACACACCAUAUUACCUUUACAAGGACUUGCAAAGAAACACAAUUUCAUGAUUUUUGAAGACAGAAAGUUUGCUGAUAUAGGAAACACGGUCAAACUACAGUAUAAGGGAGGAAUUUAUCGAACAUCCAAAUGGGCCGAUAUCACGAAUGCACAUGGAGUGACUGGCGCAGGAAUUGUUGAAGGUCUUAAACAGGCAGCAGAAGAAAGUACAGAUGAGCCACGUGGGCUUCUGAUGCUUGCUGAGCUCUCUUCAAAAGGAUCAUUAGCUUACGGUGAGUAUACUCAAAAAACUGUGGAAAUAGCGAAAAGCGAUAAAGAAUUUGUCAUUGGAUUUAUUGCACAGAGAGACAUGGGAGGCCGUGAAGAAGGCUUUGACUGGCUGAUUAUGACUCCUGGAGUUGGAUUAGAUGAUAAAGGUGAUUCUCUAGGCCAACAGUAUAGAACUGUUGAUGAAGUGAUACAAACAGGAACCGAUGUCAUUAUCGUCGGAAGAGGUUUAUUCGGUAAAGGAAGAGAUCCUGAGGUGGAAGGGAAGAGAUACAGAAAAGCUGGGUGGGAAGCUUACAAGCGGCGCAGUGCCUAA
Messenger RNA from Ogataea parapolymorpha DL-1, 792 nucleotides. RefSeq names its product Orotidine 5'-phosphate decarboxylase. Bases 1 to 792 code for a protein of 263 amino acids. Gene Ontology annotation, biological process: 'de novo' UMP biosynthetic process; 'de novo' pyrimidine nucleobase biosynthetic process. The transcript has a single exon. The record is from RefSeq and is a predicted model, not a curated record. Gene Ontology annotation, cellular component: cytosol. Gene Ontology annotation, molecular function: orotidine-5'-phosphate decarboxylase activity. NCBI's taxonomy places the organism in Eukaryota, Fungi, Ascomycota, Pichiomycetes, Pichiales, Pichiaceae.